Molecule: messenger RNA, 1102 nt
Organism: Solea senegalensis (Senegalese sole)
Lineage: Eukaryota; Metazoa; Chordata; Actinopteri; Pleuronectiformes; Soleidae
Exons: 2
Coding region: 60-677 (205 amino acids)
Source: RefSeq, a predicted model, not a curated record
CAGCAUGCCAUGUCGACACCCAGAAAACCACAAAAAGCAACCUAAAGCCACACCACAGCAUGAAAUGGACUGCUGAUUGGUCGACAAGUCCUAUGAAUACUUCCACCAGUUUUUUGGAUGAUAUCCUCAGGCCCAGGUCCUCUCCUCAGUUCUGCAUGGACUUUGAACCCAGUGGAGCUUCAGCACGUGAGCAUUUGUCUCCUCCGUGUCUCACGUCAUGCAGGGCAGAAAAAGCCUCAGCGUCUCAGCACUGGGACAAAAGUCUCUUCAGGCCAAAGUGCAGAGAGCUGCCGGGUUUUGAUUCCUUUGAAAACCGCUUCAUGAACCACAACAGAACAGUUAGAGAGAGGCGAUGUGAGCCUUGGUUCAAACACACUCGGCCCUCUUUUUCUUAUCAAACACAGCCAGUGCAUUUCUCCCUGGAGUCUGACCCGUUCACAACUGACCGACGUUCUUUACCUCCUCCGUUGUCCACCCACAUGCCCAAUCCUGAUCCGAGCAGCCAUCUCCAGACUCACAGACGAUCCAGUCACACUUCCGCCGAACCUCUCCUCAGCUCUCACCACUCAGACAUGAUUCAUUACCCUCCGUCUCACAUGCUGGACAGAAGCCCAGCACCUUCCCCCUUUUCUUUAAGCCCCGAGCACUGGUCCUUUCCUCCGAUGAAACUCUACUAAUGUGUAGUCUACAUGCACCUUAAUUCACAACAUUUAGCCUUUUUUUUGUUCAUAGUAAGGCUGUGUUUCUUUUCUAGUCUAAACUCAUCCACCCACUCUCGAUCUCAGGACCUCACAUACCCUGACUGCACGUUAAUCAGCCGAACACAUAAUACCGUUUCAUUUUUAACUGUAGACACAUUGCCUCACUAUUUGUGUGUGUGUGUAAAAUACAGUGAGUGUUGUUAUCAUCUGGUAUUGCUAACAGUGGCUAACCCGAGAUACGUUUCCGACUUCUCGAUUGGUACGUGGCAAACGUCACUCCUAAUUUCUUAUAUUCGUAUGAUCAUAAAGUCUUAAUUUUAAUAGCAAAUAUGUGUAAUCUUUUAUUCCUUUUUGUCAUUUAUUAGAAAAAGAAUUUCACAAUUAUGUAUUGUUUGCAUAUU